AUGUCUUUCCGCAGAACUGUUUUGAUUACUUCACUCCUUCAUCUGGCUAAUGCCGCCCCGGCUGUCCAGAACACCGGUGCCCUAAGCUGUGUCAACUCUGCUAGCAACGGCCAGUCUUACAAUGGAUUCGUUGUGCAAUGCGGUAUUGAUUAUAACGGAAAUGACCUUGGUCUAGCUUGGACCUCGACUUUUGAGCAAUGUAUCAACACUUGUGCCGCCACCAGCGGGUGUGUUGAUGUCUCUUACGCGGGCACCGCAUGCUAUAUGAAGAGUGGUAUCGGCAGUUAUUCCACCAACAGUGUCUGGGGAGCGAGAAAAGCAGCUGCUGCGACCCUGACCUGUCCCAGUGCAUCUGGCAAAGUCUACGAUGGUUUCACCAUUGCCUGCGGCACUGACUACCCCGGGGGCGACUUGAGCAACUUCUAUGCUGGGAGCUUGAAUGCAUGUUUGGAUGGUUGUAAAUCAAACAGUCAAUGCCUUGGCGUUGCUUAUGCUGCUCCAUACUGCUAUAUGAAGAGCACCAUCAAUUCACCGUCCAGCAACGCAGCUAUUAUCGGAGCCGCGCUUCCACCCUCUCACACUGGGCUUUGUGCCAACGGCAACACUGGAACGACAACCUACUCGGCGGGUGGAAAAAGCUUCAACGUUCACUGUGGCUGGGAUUAUUAUGGUUACGACAUUUCGAACCUGCAGACCAAGGAUCUUGAGACCUGUAUCGCUGCUUGCUCUGCCAACGCCCAGUGCAAGGCAGUAUCUUGGACUGUACAUCCAGAACAUCAAGCACAUCCAGUACAUCAAGCACAUCAAGCACAUCGAGCACAUCGAGCACAUCAAGCACAUCGAGCACAUCCAGUACAUCGAGCACAUCGAGCACAUCGAGCACAUCCAGUACAUCGAGCACACCGAGCACAUCGAGCACAUCGAGCACAUCGAGCGCAUCCAUACUUCGAGCACAUCGAGCACAUCGAGCGCAUCCAGUACUUCGAGCACAUCGAGCGCAUCCAGUACGUCGAGCACAUCGAGCGCAUCCAGUACGUCGAGCACAUCAAGCACAUCAAGCACGUCAAGCACGUCAAGCACGUCAAGCACAUCGACAGCUUCGACAGCUUCGACAGUAUCGACAACAUCAACAGCAUUGCCGCCUUCAACUACGUCCACUUUGUCGCCCACAUCCACCACGAGCACCACGCAGGGCAGCACGACAUCUAG
This is a messenger RNA of Exophiala oligosperma, 1209 nucleotides long. RefSeq lists its product as uncharacterized. The record is from RefSeq and is a predicted model, not a curated record. The transcript has 3 exons. NCBI's taxonomy places the organism in Eukaryota, Fungi, Ascomycota, Eurotiomycetes, Chaetothyriales, Herpotrichiellaceae. Bases 1 to 1209 code for a protein of 402 amino acids.